This is a messenger RNA of Quercus robur (English oak), 936 nucleotides long. RefSeq names its product probable ubiquitin-conjugating enzyme E2 16. Lineage: Eukaryota; Viridiplantae; Streptophyta; Magnoliopsida; Fagales; Fagaceae. The record is from RefSeq and is a predicted model, not a curated record. The transcript has 6 exons. The coding region runs from base 139 to 624 and encodes 161 amino acids.
GUCAUUCAUUCAUACAUAUAUUUCAUUAACAUUAUAAACGGUCGCUGGUCCUCUUUGUCUAUUUCGUCAAACACCACCACCAUCACAAUCUCUCUCUUUCUCUCUCUCUAACUCUCCGCCAUUUUUAGAAACCUCACCAUGACCAGCUCCUCCGCCAACGCUCGCAAGGCUCUGAGUAAGAUUGCUUGCAAUCGGCUCCAGAAGGAGCUCCUGGAGUGGCAGGUCAACCCUCCUGCUGGUUUCAAACACAAAGUCACCGAUAACCUCCAAAGGUGGGUUAUUGAAGUCAAUGGAGCUCAGGGAACUCUUUAUGCAAAUGAAACUUAUCAACUUCAGGUUGACUUUCCUGAGCAUUACCCAAUGGAAGCCCCACAGGUGAUAUUUCUGCAUCCUGCUCCGCUCCAUCCUCACAUUUACAGCAAUGGCCAUAUUUGUUUAGAUAUUUUGUACGACUCAUGGUCCCCAGCCAUGACUGUUAGUUCCAUCUGUAUCAGCAUUCUCUCCAUGCUCUCAAGUUCAACUGUGAAGCAACGCCCUGAAGAUAAUGAUCGCUAUGUAAAGAACUGUAAGAAUGGCAGAUCUCCCAAGGAGACCAGGUGGUGGUUCCAUGAUGAUAAAGUGUAAUAAUUAAAGCAUCUUCUUCCUUAAUCGGUUGCUCAAGAAAUAGUGGGUGGCUAGCCUUCUUAAAGGAAGAUGAAGGCAAAGAAAGAAAGUAUUCUGAACCAGGAUUUUGUCUAAAUGCGUAAUAACUCGUGUAUAUUGGCAAUGCCUGGUAUUUGUAAAGGAAGAUUGACAAUUUGUGUUUCAAAGCAAGGGGACAAACAAAUCCGUGUCUUUGUGGUUAACAGUGAGAGUACUUGGUAUGGGAUCUAAAUUUAGAUGAUUUAGCCCUUCCGAUCUUUUCUAAUGAUAUUUGGGCUCCUUCUGAACUAAAAA